This is a messenger RNA of Nymphaea colorata (pocket water lily), 2050 nucleotides long. Its product is annotated as protein HEAT STRESS TOLERANT DWD 1. The record is from RefSeq and is a predicted model, not a curated record. Bases 506 to 1909 code for a protein of 467 amino acids. Lineage: Eukaryota; Viridiplantae; Streptophyta; Magnoliopsida; Nymphaeales; Nymphaeaceae. The transcript is spliced from 16 exons. Gene Ontology annotation, molecular function: protein binding.
ACAAUGUUAAGAUUUCCAUGGUAAAUGAGUACGAGGAGGGUAAAGUUUCCGACUUUUUUCGAGACUUUUUUGUUGCCCGUUAGGGCUUCCUCUUUGGCACUUCUUCGAAGCUCUUCGUCGCAGGUCUGCCUUCUUCCGCAUCUUCCAUUGUUCUACCGCCUUCCAGGCUUCCACCCGCAGCUUCCCUCGCCGUCACCCAUUCGCAGGAGAUAUACCCAAUUAUAUCAGUAGGUACAGUGGUUAGGAUCGAUGGUGAUGAUGAUGACAACCUAUUUGCUGUUUUUACAGCCCUUACUAUGGAUAGAUGAUAGGGCCUAGUAAGGAAACAGAGAGGGUUAGAUAGAGCGAGAGAGGGAGACAAACAGAACGGGAGAGGCAGCGGUCACCCACACCGGACUCUUCCCUUGCAUCGUCGGUGCCGGAUAGGCAACGUGCAGCGCGUGCGGGCGCGCCUCAAGCGCGUCUGUGUGACAUAGUUAUUGUAGGUAACGACUAGUCGUUAGCCAUGGUUCGGAGCAUCAAGAAGAAGAAACAAUCGCAAAAGAAAUCAAAGGCUCAGAAAAAGGGGGAUGGACCUUCCACACAGAGCAUAGCCCCUUCAAAGGUUUGGCGGCCUGGUGUGGAUGCAAUGGAAGAAGAUGAGGAACUUCAAUGCGACCCAUCGGCAUAUGACUCCCUUCAUGCAUUUACUGUUGAUUGGCCUUCCUUGAGCUUCGACAUUCUGCGAGAUGACCUGGGAUUGACACGUAAAGAAUUUCCUCAUACCUUGUAUUGUGUAUCUGGUACUCAGGCAGAUCAAGCAUCUAAGAACUUUAUUAGGAUAAUGAGGCUCUCCAAUAUCUCGGGAAGGAAAAGAAAGCUAGUGCCAGAACAAUUGGAAGAUAAUGAGGAUGACUCUGAUAGUGAUGAGGAUGAAGAUGAUGAUGAGAGUGGUUCGUCCAAUAGUCCUACCUUGCAGGUGCGUUUGGUAGCUCAUCAGGGGUCUGUCAAUCGAAUCCGCUCAAUGUGUCAGCAACCACAUAUAUGUGCAACAUGGGCAGAUAAUGGCUUUGUUCAGGUGUGGGACUUCUCGGCACACCUUAAUUCCUUAGUAGCAUCAGAUCCAAGAGUGCACACUGGAGCAGCAGAAAUCACUCGUCAAGCGCCAUUGCAAAUAUUUAAUGGACAUAAAGAUGAGGGCUAUGCAAUGGACUGGAGCCGUCAAACUCCUGGAAAGCUUGUAACUGGUGAUUGCAAGAGUUGUAUUCAUCUUUGGACUCCUACGACUGGUGGGAAAUGGGUGAUAGAUAGAAAUCCAUUCACUGGUCACACGGCUAGUGUUGAAGAUCUUCAGUGGAGUCCGUCCGAAGAUAAUGUUUUUGCUUCCUGCUCUGUGGAUGGGCGGAUUGCUAUCUGGGAUUGUCGUGAAAACAACCGCUCAGCUGCAGCAUAUAUAAAUGCUCAUAGUACAGAUGUCAAUGUCAUAUCAUGGAAUCGGCUUGCUAGUUGCAUGCUUGCUUCAGGCAGUGAUGAUGGUAGCUUUUCUAUUUGGGAUCUGAGAGGAAUCCAGAGGCAAGAUUUCUCACCUGUAGCUCAUUUUCAAUACCAUAAGAAGCCAAUUACAUCAAUCGAGUGGAGUCCUCAUGAUAUGUCCGUGCUUUCUGUUUCAUCGUCGGAUAAUCAGCUGACGAUUUGGGACUUCUCUUUGGAAAGAGAUGCUGAAGAGGAGGAUGAGUUUAAAGCAAAGGUGAAAGACCAGGCAAAUGCCCCUGAAGAUCUACCGCCCCAGCUUCUCUUUGUUCAUCAGGGCCAAAAGGAUUUGAAGGAGUUGCAUUGGCAUAGUCAGAUCCCCGGGAUGAUUAUGUCUACUUCUGCAGAUGGUUUCAACGUUUUCAUACCAUCGAAUCUGGAGAAGACCCUAGCAGAUUAGAUUUCUGAGCAGACUGUAUACGGUGUGUCUGAGGAAACAGUUGCAGCCAUUUUGGCCAAUUUUAAUAUUAUUCGCGUCAAUUUUGUGAUCAGUGAGCGGUCUAGCAGGAUUUAAAUAAAAUUAUAUACAGGUUUCUUCUUC